This is a messenger RNA of Pristis pectinata (smalltooth sawfish), 2510 nucleotides long. It is a transcript of the gene c4h5orf15, whose product is annotated as chromosome 4 C5orf15 homolog. The record is from RefSeq and is a predicted model, not a curated record. NCBI's taxonomy places the organism in Eukaryota, Metazoa, Chordata, Chondrichthyes, Rhinopristiformes, Pristidae. The transcript has 3 exons. The coding region runs from base 397 to 1302 and encodes 301 amino acids.
AGUAGGAGCACAGCAACUCCCAAACCAAGAUCCAAUCACCCCAUUCAAGAAGCUCCGGCCGAACCUGGGACAGCGUCUGCGGAUCCCACAACAGCCAGCUCAGGAGACCAGUCAUCCUCAGUCCCCGGGACUACCUGAGAAGACCUGUUAGUGGACGGUCGUCUGAUAUUCAUCACACGCCCUGCUUCUGUGCGGCAAAAUUCAACAUAACUGUAUUCCCAGAAGUAUGUGAUGUAAUACGAAGACGUGCCAGCACACGCAAAUCAUCCUGCCGAAGCCAGGAGGCAGCGAGGCCGGAACUCGGGUAGCCGAGCGGAUCCUCGCCUGCCCGGCCCCGGCCCGGCCCGCCCCCCGAGGGUGCUGACGUCAGUGGCGGGGACGAACGCUUUGUGGAAGAUGGAAGCACGAUCAGGGAUCGGGACUUUGCCGCUCGCGCGCGCCCUCACGCUCGCGCUCAUCGCCGCCGCCGCGGUCGGCGUCCGUUGUCUGAAGGGCGAGGGCGAGGGUGAGGGUGAGGUGGUUACUACCGUUACAGGAAAGCUAAUGCUGACUACUGGAAAUCAUUCAGCAAAUACUCCCGUCAGUGUAACAUCCCAGGCAACUCAUUCAGAAAAUAAGCAAUUAGCUAAGAACACCACCACCACCACCACCACCGCCACGUCUGCAACCACACCAAUUCCGACUACAACAACAGUCAGAAAUGUAACCAAACAUCCAGUAGGAACAAUACAGAGAGAAACUGGGCAAAAUCCUGAGCAAGUGGCCCCAAAAUUAGUCGCGUCAACAGUGAAAGUUAAUGUUACUGAACCAGAUACGGAAAUAAUUGUCAUUGGCACAGAUAUUGAUGAUGAUGAAACAAUUACUUCAAAUAUAAUUCCAGAAAAGAUGGAUGAGAUGACAGAUAACCAGCUGUUGGUUGUUGAGCAGGAUAAUUCACCAUCCUAUUACGAUCAAGGUGAAGACAGAGGAGCAGAGGAGUAUUUUGAUGAAAACCAAAUGGAUGAGAAUGAUUUGGAAAGUGAUGACUUGGAGGAACCUCCUGAACUCCCUGACAAACCAAUAUAUAUUGCCACACCUGAAGAAGAUGAUAGUCACUUCUUUUUUUACUUGGUUGCUGCUGCUUUUCUGAUUGCUGUUGUUUACAUUACAUAUCACAACAAAAGAAAGAUUUAUAUUCUCUUAGUUCAAAGCAGACGAUGGAAGGAUAGUCUGUGCUCAAGGACAAUUGAAUAUCAGCGGUUGGACCAAAACAUACAUGAUGCUAUGCCAUCACUUAAGAUUACGAAGGACUAUAUUUUCUAAAUGCAUUAUUUCAAUUCAGUUGCAUUUGUUUCACUUUUUUUGUUUGACUUUUGUUGUUGGAGCAAUGCAAAUUUUAAAAAAACUUACCUGUGUUUAUCGUAAAUUCUGUUUAAUAAUAAGACCAUAAAAUAACGUUGCUAAUCUUCAAGCACAUACCUGGUGAUGAUAAUCUGAAUCACUGCAUCUGUUUUAUUGGAUUAUCAGUUGCAUUGGCUGUUGUGAUUAGGACGAAGAAUCUACUUUCCCUUGCUGGCAGGUUAAUCAAAUCUAAACAAUAUUUUUUCAAAAUUGGCAGCUGAAUAUUUACUAAUUUUUCUUUAAUGACAUUGUCUGAAUUGAAUUACUGUUAAGAGCUCAGUUAAUGGAAUUUUAUAAAUGUCUAAUUUUGACAUUGAAUUGAGUUUCCUAAACAAAAAUUAAAUGGACAGAAGAUGUAUACUUUAGCAAUGGGCUACUUAUUUCUAUCAAUGACCUAUCUUCUUAAAAAAGUCAACAAAAUUGCUACGUCAUCAUGAAAAGUUGGGAUGAAUUAUUUUUGGGUGUCAUACAGUUAUUUGUCUUAAUACCUUGUGCUAUUAAAAUAUUGCCUAUAGUGUUAAAUAGUAAUUCAGCCAAAACCAGGUUAAAGUAUAUAAGCUGCCUGUAGCCUUAGCAAAAUGCAUGAACUUCAAUAUUUUUUUUCUUUCUUCCUUACCCCAAUCAUUCCAAAGUACAUAUCCAUUGAAACAUUUUGCUUUCUUUAAUGUAUUAGCGCACUAUUUUGCAAUUUCAGUAUACUUUAAGAAAAUUGUGUACUUCAGUUUAUCACUUAUUUCUAUAGAUAUGAGCUUCAGUGACACAAAUAACUUGUCAAAACUUUUGAAUCUGAUUCAAAAAUAUUUUAGUGAGACUAGUUUCUGGAGUAGGUUUUAUUACCUGAGUAACCAAGCAAGAUUUUUGAAAGAAAUUGAUUUAGUUAUCUAACUUGUAUUUAAGAAAUUGUCAAAUUCUUAAAAGAUCAAGGCUGAAAUUGGUUGGCUUAAAAUGAUUUGACCGGUGAAUUUACAUGGCAGAUGAAAGUUGCUUAAGAGCUUAGUCUGCUUUGAAUGCUGUUUACGUACAUGUUAGAUAUUUUGUCAGAAGCAUUGCAAAAGGAGCACAAAUCAAAAUAUGGUAAUUUUUUGGUCUCAACUUGUAUGUUUUAAUAAAGUUUUUGAAUAUUUCAUUGA